Molecule: messenger RNA, 4073 nt
Organism: Acanthopagrus latus (yellowfin seabream)
Lineage: Eukaryota; Metazoa; Chordata; Actinopteri; Spariformes; Sparidae
Exons: 10
Coding region: 2062-3360 (432 amino acids)
Molecular function (GO): interleukin-17 receptor activity
Source: RefSeq, a predicted model, not a curated record
GAAAUGUAUGUUAUGAUUAUGGAGCAAGUUGAGGAGCUUUGCUAAGAAAGCAAACGCUCAACACACAGAGGAGUGCACACAGCUGGACUUCAGAAACUGUGCCUUUAAACAAGCUGUCCGGAUUUGCGUAAGACUGUGAUGUCACAACUUUACAGUCACCACCCUCACAAAUGUCCACAUCAUGGCAAUGGUUGCAAAAAAAGUCUGCAAAAGUGUUGCCAAAUCAUGGCGGGUGGUGCCCGCUCGGGCCUUUGAGAACUGACCAAUCAGAGCAGACUGGCUUGAAGAGACGGGGGGAGCAUUCAUAUGCUCCUUGGAUGAUCCCACUUCCUGCAUUUGGAAUCGAUCUUCUGACUGUAAUGUGUUCAUGCGCGUCAAGUCGAAUGCUGAAUAAAGAUUCAAUGAAGACGUGACAUGAAAUUAAUUUUACAUUAUGCAUAUUACGCAAAUUUACAAUAUGCCAUUUUUUACAUUAUGCAUAUUACGCAAAUUUACAAUAUGCCAUGUUUUAGCGUCAUAUGAUGUCAACUCAGCUCAUGUACCAAUAUUUUCUCAGACUUUCCAAGUUGUUGCUCCAAUUUGACGGGUUGUUUUCCCCAGUCAGAAAUACGUUUUUCCAAUUAGUCCAACACCACAUGAACGCACCAUAAACAGACAGAAGGUGAACAUGGGUGCUGCAGCAGUGGACGGGAUGGUGAAAAUAAUGUGUUUUUAGAUCACUAAAGCAUUGAAACAUUUUUGCUGGACAUAAAAAAAAAAAUAAUAAUAGAAUGAACCUGAUAAUAAGCAUAAUCAUGGGGGCGGCUUAAGGACAAACUGAAGAGGAACUGGAACUAGCAUAUCUGAUGGUGCUGAAUGACAGUUGAAUGCCCAAAAGUAACGUUCGCUGUGUCUGCCGUUGUGCAAAGUAGGCCUGUGCAAACUGGGGGCAGCAGGGACGCUUUUAGUUGACAUUAUUUUAAUCAUUAAUCGAGCCACACCUUGCCCUUCUCAUGGUCUCUACUCGAUCCUGUUUAAAUUACUAGCAGUUCAAUGACCAACUAGACAAUAGCUGACCUAGAGUCUGUUAUUGGCCUUGGUUAAUUCGCUGCUAUUGAGAGAGGAUGAAGUUUGUCUCUUAACUUUUGAUUCUUCAAAUGCUGAAAUUAUACUCAUGACUCCAAGAUCAUGUCUAAUAAAAAAGCAGGGAAACGCUUGUGUGAGUGUAUGUGUGUGUUAGGGGUCACAGAUCAGAGCAAAGCUUCCUGUAAACUAUAAUUAUUUUACUGACGAUGCCACAGGGGAGAGUGCGGACUUCUUUGUCUCCAGGAGAAGGCAGGACUAUCUAACUAGGUCAUCCGGACAGUGAGGUCAAUAAACCAUUUUUAUUGACAAGCUGAGCUCAGCAAACAGCACCGACUGUCGUCUAAACACAAUGGACCUCUAAAAGACCCCCUAAGAAAAAAACAAAACAAAAACAAAAACAGGCACAAAAAGACAAUACGUUUGAAAUAGCUCGACGUGUUUUGGUUCCACAUUUAAACCUUCAGUGUUUGUCUGAAUUCAAAUGUUUACGGUGAAAGGCCAAACUUCGCAACCGUUAGCUUAUCAGUGUCGGCUGCAGCGGACACAUUACUGCUCGAGUGCAAGGCAUUUUGAAAUGUUUUAAAAUGCUUUAAAAGAGGCUGAAACUGAGUGUAACAGCUGCACGUAGUUCGACGUUGACGGCGCCGUCGACACUUAUCCUGCGGACCGUUACGUUCGUUCCCUCGGUUACAUGAUACGGCUCCUCGGACGCUCGCGGCCGUUUGCGACUCACGACCUGUAAACAAGUGGGAAAACUUCACUAAGCGAGUUAAAGACGAGCCGAGCGGGUCCCAGAGCAGUUUGACGCCCGCACGCACAGAAAGACACCGGAAACAGUUGCGUUCAAGCGGCACAAAAUCUUACCUUUCUGUUAUCGCACUGAGGCUCCACUAAACCCAGCCUGCAGGGACACGACGCUGGGCUUAGCUUCCGAUUCAGCUGAGGGGGAAGUUAAGAUUUUUCUUCAACGUUUUCUUUUCGGGCAGCCAGGUUGUGAUGAUGUGGGGAGUCACACUAAUUCUUGCCUUCUCUGUCCUGGUCCUGGUGGCAUCACAUGAAGUUCGACUGGACUGUCACGAAUUCCAUGACCUUCCUCCUAUCAGUACUGUGACACCACAUCCCCCAGUGGACUUGAAAGUGGAGCUGGUGACAGUGGGAGGAAGAUAUGCAUUGAACAUAAGCUGGGCAAUCUGCUUGGAUGCUGGUAUCGGCUCUCUGACAGGCACUUGGAUCGAAAUUCCUGGGGAAACAACAUACCACUGUGGAUACAAACCACCUUUGGCCAACCUGGAGCCCACUGGGCCAGACCUGAUAUGGUUUCAUUAUUUAGCAGAAACAAGCUAUGGCAUCACCGACAUCUCAGCUGCCAACCUGCCUCUGCCUCCGCCGGGGAGCGGCUCCCCUUACACCAAGGUCGUUUCAAUCAAUGUACCUCGCCAAAAAACGGGCAGUAAAACACCAACACCUACUCCUACAGUUACGGACACUACUUUAGUUUAUACUACAGAAGGUGUGCCUGUCGACUCAACCAGCAUAGUGAUGGCCAUUUUUGGAGUGCUGGCCAGUUUGAUGAUCCUGAGUUCCUGCUACAUAAUCUAUAAAAGCUGCGGAGCCAUGUUAGCCUCAUUAAUGGGCUUCAAAAUGUUGCUUGCACCUCCCAUGGUUCCUGUCCCAGUCCUCAUGGUGUACCCUGCUGAGAAUUCAGCCUUCCAGCGGGCCGUGGUGGCCCUGGCAGAGUUCCUGCAGUGGCAUGGAGGCUGCAGCGUGGCCGUCGACAUGUGGCAGCAGGGGAAGAUCGCAGAGCUGGGGCCCAUGCGAUGGCUGGCAGAGCAGGCCAAAGCUGCAGACCUAGUGCUCAUUGUCUGCCCACAGGCGCAGACUCCCAGGGACUCUCCUCCAAACCACAGCCUCCUCCCAGAACCCUCCAUCCCAGCUGCGGCUCAUGACCUUUACCCUCUGAUCCUCAACAUUGUGGCGAGCCACGCAAAGAGCGCCAGCGACUUGGAUAAGUUUUGGGUUGUGCAGCUGGGUGAGCAGCAGGCAAAGAGGUCCAGUAACCUGCCGCGGGAACUGAGGGCCUGCAGGACUUUUCGUCUGAUGAAGGACUUGGCCAAACUGUGCAGGGGCCUUCAUACCAAGUGUCAGGGUGGCAAGAAGAUAUCAAAACCCUUCUUCAAACCAGGCAUUGAAAUGAGUUCAGGGAAGUUAAGGGAGGCAGUAGAAAAGCUGGGUGGACUUCAGCCAAGCAUUUUCAGGGAGGUGGAACCAUUGACAUCUGUGGUGACCACCAUCUGAGCAUGUGCAGUGAAAAUGUUUACUUUUAUUGAUAAGGAGGAUAGGUCAGAAUAGUUCAUUGAUGACUGAUGUCACAGACCUGUUCUUAUGUCUGUUACCAAAACAGUGACCUCGAAAACGCUGGGUGGAUCUGUGUCUCUGUCAGUAUUUUAAUAUGUGGUCUCGUGCCUAGUCAACAUCGAAGUUGCCCACUUUUGUCUUCCAAACGUGUUUGACUGCUAUGUAAGUUUCGGCUGUGAUCCUUGAAUAUCAAAACGAAAUAAGUGCUUUAUAGCAAAACUGAUAAUGCUCUCUGACUUUGUGGAUUACAAUCCCUCAGGAAUUUUCUGAAGAUAUGGUGUAUUGGUGAAAUCUGGACCUUGUUUUUUAUGUCAGAAAAUUAUGACUUGACAGCUUUUAUGAUCUACUGUAGUUAAUAUAAUCCAGUAGUCUGGAUAUAUUUAAUGGUGGUUGGUUGGCUCUUUCUAUGUGGAGUAGUUGGCUGUUUCCAUCUGUUUGUCUCUGUCUGCUCAAUUGUCUGUUUUGAUGUCUAUUUCAGAGUGUUAUAUUGUGUUUCAGUCCCCAAAAGCUUGACCCGGGACAAGGACUGCAAAUUGGCCAUGGCGAAGAAGUGCAACAUACAUUGCAUCGGUUGCAUGUAACAAUGCCUACAUGUAUUGUCCCUGUCAUAUAAGCUAAUAAAUAAAUAAAUAAAUAAAUAAAUAAAUAGUGCA